Rhododendron vialii is the source of this 3296-nucleotide messenger RNA. RefSeq names its product transcriptional corepressor LEUNIG. Gene Ontology annotation, molecular function: protein binding. Lineage: Eukaryota; Viridiplantae; Streptophyta; Magnoliopsida; Ericales; Ericaceae. The transcript has 18 exons. The record is from RefSeq and is a predicted model, not a curated record. Bases 275 to 3061 code for a protein of 928 amino acids. Gene Ontology annotation, cellular component: nucleus.
UGGCUAAUUCCCCCAAAUAUAUAUUUUCUCUGCCCUAUUCUCCCCCCCUCCCCCUCCCCCUCCCCCUCCCCCCCUCUCUCUCUGUGUUUGUAUUUCUGUACGGUAUCUUCGUUUUUGUGUCUUUGUGCCUGUAGUUGUUUAGAAGAUCUUCGUUAAUAGUCGUAUUACGAAAGCCUCCGGGUAUGCCAUCUUCAGCAGCAGCUGCAGAAGAAGAAACUGUUUGAUGGGAAUCUCACAUUUGUAACGUAUUAUCCACUUGUAUUUUGAUUCAACAAUGUCUCAAACCAACUGGGAAGCUGAUAAAAUGCUCGAUGUGUAUAUCCAUGACUACUUAGUAAAAAGGGAUCUAAAGGCUUCUGCACAGGCUUUCCAAGCUGAAGGGAAAGUAUCCUCUGACCCCGUUGCUAUUGAUGCUCCUGGUGGGUUUCUCUUCGAAUGGUGGUCAGUGUUUUGGGACAUAUUCAUUGCUAGGACUAAUGAGAAGCACUCGGAGGUUGCUGCAUCUUACAUUGAGACUCAAUUAAUUAAAGCUAGGGAACAGCAGCAGCAGCAGCAACAACAGCAGCAACCUCAACAACCACAGCACACACAACAGCAACAGCAGCAGCAUCAAAUGCAGAUGCAGCAGCUCUUAUUGCAGAGGCAUGCUCAGCAGCAGCAGCAGCAGCAACAACAGCAGCAACAGGUGCAGCAGCAGCAACAACACCAGCAACACCAGCAACAACAGCAGCAGCAGCAGCAGCAGCAGCAGCAGCAACAACAACAACAACAACAACAACAUCAGGCACAACAGCAGCAGCAGCAGCGAAGAGACGGGGCCCACCUUCUAAACGGAACUGCUAAUGGGCUUGCUGGCAAUGACCCUCUUAUGAGACAGAACACUGGUACAGCUAAUGCUUUGGCUACGAAGAUGUAUGAGGAAAGAUUAAAACUACCAUUGAGGGAUUCUUUGGAUGAUGCAGCAAUGAAGCAAAAGUUUGGUGAGAAUGUGGGCCAGCUUUUGGAUCCAAACCCUGCAUCAAUUCUAAAGUCAGCUGCUGCUGCUGGCCAGCCUUCAGGGCAAGUGCUGCAUGGUACAGCAGGUGCUAUGUCGCCGCAAGUUCAAUCUCGGAAUCAGCAACUUCCUGGGUCUACACCGGAAUUAAAGACUGAGAUGAAUCCAGUAUUAAAUCCCAGAUCUGCAGGUCCUGAAGGGUCAUUAAUUGGAAUUCCUGGAUCAAACCAAGGUGGUAACAACUUGACUUUGAAAGGAUGGCCUCUCACAGGUCUGGAUCAGCUUCGCUCUGGGCUCCUCCAGCAACAAAAAUCGUUUAUGCAGGGUCCUCACCCCUAUAAUCAACUUCAGAUGUUGACACCACAGCACCAGCAACAGCUUAUGCUUGCGCAGCAAAAUUUGACUUCUCCAUCUGCCAAUGAUGAGAGCAGAAGGUUGAGAAUGCUCCUGAAUAACCGAAGCAUGAGCCUAGGGAAGGAUGGACUUACAAAUCCCGUUGGUGAUGUAGUUCCAAAUAUUGGGUCACCUCUACAAGCUGGUUGCCCUGUGUUGCCUCGUGGAGAUCCAGAUAUGUUACUUAAGUUGAGAAUGGCUCAGUUUCAGCAGCAGCAGCAGCACCAACAGCAGCACCAACAGAACAGCAAUCAACAGCAGCAGCAACAACUUCAGCAGCAUGCCCUUUCUGGUCAACAUUCUCAGUCCUCAAGUCACAAUCUUCAUCAGCAGGAUAAAAUUGUUGGUGCUGGCAGUGUAACUGCAGAUGGUAGCAUGUCAAACUCCUUUCGAGGAAAUGAUCAGCAGUCAAAAAAUCAGACUGGGAGAAAGAGAAAGCAGCCUGUGACAUCCUCGGGUCCAGCCAAUAGCUCAGGAACAGCAAACACAGCGGGACCCUCCCCAAGUUCAGCACCAUCAACGCCUUCAACUCAUACACCUGGAGACGUGAUGUCAAUGCCUGUUUUGCCACAUAGUGGUACUUCAAAGCCUUUGAUGAUGUUUGGCACCGAUGGUGCUGGCACUCUUACAUCUCCGUCGAAUCAAUUGUGGGAUGAUAAAGAUCUUGUGCAAGCUGAUAUGGAUCGUUUUGUGGAGGAUGGAUCUCUUGAUGAUAACGUUGAGUCUUUUUUAUCUCAUGAUGAUACAGAUCCCAGAGAUCCAAUUGGUCGUUGUAUGGAUGUUAGCAAAGGGUUCACAUUUACGGAAGUCAGUUCUGUUCGAGCUAGUGGAAGCAAAGUUGUGUGUUGCCACUUCUCAUCGGAUGGAAAACUGCUUGCAAGUGGUGGCCAUGACAAAAAGGCUGUAUUGUGGUCUACGGAUCCUUUAAAGGCUAAAAGUACACUUGAAGAACAUUCUGCUUUCAUCACUGAUGUCCGUUUCAGUCCCAGCAUGCCGCGUUUGGCAACAUCUUCUUUUGACAAAACUGUGAGGGUUUGGGAUGCUGACAAUCCUGGUUAUUCACUCCGUACUUUUACUGGACAUUCUGCUUCCGUUUUCUCUUUGGACUUCCAUCCGAAUAAAGAUGACCUUAUCUGUUCUUGUGACGAGGACGGUGAGAUAAGAUACUGGAGUAUUAACAAUGGUAGCUGUGCAAGAGUUUUUAAGGGUGGCACGACCCAGAUGAGAUUUCAACCCCGUUUAGGAAGAUAUCUUGCUGUAGCUGCUGAGAAUGUUGUGUCCAUACUUGAUGUGGAGACACAAGUCAUACGGCAUUCAUUACAGGGCCAUACGAAAACUAUUCAUUCUGUUUGCUGGGAUCCAUCUGGAGAAUUUUUGGCCUCUGUCAGUGAAGACUCUGUUAGAGUAUGGACACUUGGAUCAGGAAGUGAAGGGGAUUGUGUUCAUGAGUUAAGUUGUAACGGAAACAAAUUCCAAUCAUGUGUUUUCCAUCCCUCAUAUGCUUCAUUGCUGGUCAUUGGCUGUUAUCAGAGUCUUGAGCUAUGGAACAUGAGUGAGAACAAGACAAUGACUCUCCCAGCACAUGAAGGACUGAUUAACGGAUUGGCUGUAUCACCAAUGACGGGUUUGGUUGCCUCAGCCAGCCACGACAAGUUCGUUAAGCUCUGGAAGUAAUGUCAUCAUUCCUCCUCUCCCAUUGGAAAAUCUGCUUUUGUUUUCAUUGAAAUGGUUGUAGCUUGUGUCUACCUUUUUGUGUGUGUGUGUUUUGUUUAAUUUAACCCAGAUACUGAGAAAGUAACUCUGUUUACUGCUAAUGAUGUUUCUUUGUCUAUGAAUGCUGAUCUUCUUGAACUGUCUGUAUUGUUUUGUUAUGUACUCUGUGAAAAUGACAUUUUGGGUUUUGGUAAAA